AUGGACGAAAAGAACGAGACUGAAUACGUCCCGCUCGUGACGAGUGAGUUGGACUAUAGUCGGUAUUGGGUUGUCGACGAUAAAAAGAAAAAUUCCAAGAGUCGAUGUUCCUCCUUAUGUCUCUGGCUUCUUCUCUUUGAGCUGGCUAAUGUGGCCUGUUUUAUUGGUGGAUACCUUAUUCUGAUGAAACCAAGAGCACAACGCCAGCCUCAAUUGGAUGACUAUGGAUCGCUCUCUCAAUUCAACAGGACCUGGGACUAUAGCAAUCAUAGUACAUUUGGUGAGAGUGGAAGCUCUUACCAUGAGACGUGGGACGACAUGGCCUCGCACCAUGGCAUUGUGUCCGUCACCAAAGAGUGGGCAGCCCAGCACGAUCUACCCCCGAGUGCACCCACACCCGAUACACCUGGGGAACUGGUCUAUCAAGUGGAUGGCUUCCAUGCUAUGCACUGUUUGCACAUGAUUCGAGAGAAUUUGGAGAAAAAAUAUCUCUUCGAUCACCACACACGACACUGCCUGGAAUACAUUCGCCAUACACUGAUGUGCAACGUGGACAUCACGCUCGCUGGAAUGGACAAGGACAAUCUGUUGGGAGCUGAGACGAGUUAUGCGAUGCAUACCUGUCGAGAUUAUGACGCCAUUCGAAUCAAAAGGGUGCAAUUUUGCCUUCCAAGGUCUCCGGGCUAUAGCUACAAAUCACCCAAAACCCAGUCCAGACUGGAGAAUCACCUCAGUUUCAGCCCCAUGUUCCCCCGCAGAUCACCUUCUUCACUCGCCGCCUACCCACCUCAGUUUCUCACGAUUAAUUUCCCAGCGCCAUCCGGCUGGCGCUACAGCCCCGGCGAUACCAUAAUUGGGAACGUCAUUCGAAAGUCCUCCAUGAUCUCCCCCCACGCCACACUCCACAUAUGGCUCACGGGAAUAACGAGUGUCAAGAUAUGGCCAGCCGGAACCAGCCAAUCCAACAACUCUCGCGAAACCUACACCAACAAAUGGACUCUCCUCGACGCAAAGGAGAACCUGAUUUUCAGCGGGCCAGUGCAUCAUCCUGAAGAUUGCGAAGAACCCCUCGGUUGGUCUUUCUCUGUACCCAUCCCCAGUAAGCCGAGGACAUAUAUCACGCAAGGUCAUCAGCCUCAUGCAAGCUUUGUGCCUUUUGGCCAGGAUCACCCAGCCUACAAUAUUCUGCCCGGCUCUUUGCGCACGUUUAGCACUGGCUCCGGAGCGAGGUCAGAAGCUAGAAUCGAAUACAACCUUCAUGCUCGACUCCAGUAUGAAAAGGGAGGCUCCAAAAUGGCCUGCUAUGCGGCUAUACCAAUUAUCCUAAGAAACCCUCCGGGGAACGUUGACAGGCUCCACUUUGCAAAGGGAGGCGGGUUGUCAUCCGCUACGAAAGUACAAACCCAGCGCCUGCUACCCGGUAUGGAAGAUCAUAAGGCUUCGUUUCGACAAAAGGCCAAUACGUUUUUCGGGUCGUCGAAAAUUCCUGUGUUCUGGUUCAAAGUUUGCGUGGAAUCGCCAUCGGUCGUUCAACUGGAUAAUCCGCAGAUUUUGCCUAUUUGCUUGAGCAUUGAAACUUUGAAGGGGAACGGCCACACAAGCAAAGUUAUUGAAGACGCCCCACAACAAAUCCAGAUCAAUUAUAUCAAGAUUCUGGUCAGAAGCUCUACGACUGUUAUCGCCCCGGGUAACCAAAGCAGUAGUGCGUAUACGAAUCGACAGGACUCUGAAGUGGAUUUCCACUUCGACGACGUCAUGAAAAAACUUGAGAGUCCCUUGAUGGUUCGAAGUUCACACAAGGACAAUGCAGAUGUCGAUUUGGGGAGUAUGUUUCAGCUUUUGCUGCGCAGGAAUGGCUUGUAUGCGAAUGGAAAGCGAUGUUCGCCCCUCAUCACGCGUGCUCUUUUUCCUGAUUGCUCCACCUUCAACAUUAAACAUACACAUCAGUUUGAGUAUAGAAUCAAUCUGACGCUUGCAGGGAAGACGCUCGAGGUGAACGUUUUUGCCCCAGUGAGGAUUAUUGAAGCUGCUUAA
This is a messenger RNA of Penicillium verhagenii, 2034 nucleotides long. RefSeq lists its product as uncharacterized. The record is from RefSeq and is a predicted model, not a curated record. NCBI's taxonomy places the organism in Eukaryota, Fungi, Ascomycota, Eurotiomycetes, Eurotiales, Aspergillaceae. The transcript is spliced from 7 exons. Gene Ontology annotation, biological process: mycotoxin biosynthetic process. Bases 1 to 2034 code for a protein of 677 amino acids.